CUUUGCUCACCAUUCCAAUGAGAAAUCAAGCUCAGAUUUCUUUUAUCCAGGAUAUUGGAAGACUUCCUCUGAAGCGACACUUUGGAAGGUGUGAACAUCACAAAUGUUGUCAAAUGACGGAAGAUCCAGGAAUCAGGACAGGCACUACGAUGAGGUCCCAAGGGACUCAGGCUAUCAAGAUGGCACCAUAAGAACCUUCCAGACUCUUCAGGACAGUGAGCUGGCUGUGAGCGCUGAUCCGUUGCCACCACCCCCUCUCCCAUUACAGCCACCAUUCGGCCCAGAAUUCUACUCAGGUGACACAGAGGAACCGGCCAUAGCGCCAGACCUCAAGCCUGUAAGGCGCUUUGUCCCUGAGUCCUGGAAGAACUUCUUCAGAGGGAAGAGAAAGGACCCAGAGUGGGAUAAGCCGGUGUCAGACAUCAGAUACAUCUCCGAUGGAGUGGAGUGUUCACCUCCAGCCUCUCCCGCAAGACCAAACCACUGUUCACCCCCCAACUCCUGCGAAGAUCCUCAGGGUGGGUCAGAAGGCAGCUGUCGUUCCCGGAAAGAGGCCGAGGCGAUGUUUCCCCAUGAUCCCUACGGAUCCCUAGGCCGACGCACACACACAGCCCGAACCUACAGUGAGAAGGUGGAGGAGUAUCACCUGAGGUAUUCCUACAUGAAGUCAUGGGCAGGCCUGCUGCGGAUUCUGGGUGUGGUGGAGCUGCUUCUGGGGGCCGGCGUCUUCGCUUGUGUCACAGCGUACAUUCACAAGGACAGCGAGUGGUAUAACCUGUUCGGAUAUUCACAGCCCUAUGGCAUGGGAGGCGUUGGUGGCCUGGGCAAUAUGUAUGGGGGCUAUUACUAUAGUGGCCCCAAAACCCCUUUUGUGCUUGUGGUUGCUGGAUUGGCUUGGAUCACCACCAUUAUUAUUCUGGUGCUUGGCAUGUCCAUGUAUUAUCGGACCAUUCUUUUGGACUCAAAUUGGUGGCCCCUAACUGAAUUUGGAAUUAACGUCUCCUUGUUUAUCUUAUACAUGGCCGCAGCCAUAGUCUAUGUGAAUGAUACCAACCGAGGUGGACUCUGCUACUAUCCAUUAUUUAACACGCCAGUGAAUGCAGCAUUCUGCCGGGUGGAAGGAGGACAGAUAGCAGCGAUGAUCUUCCUCUUUGUCACCAUGAUUGUUUAUCUCAUUGGAGCUUUGGUUUGCCUAAAGUUAUGGAGGCACGAGGCGGCUCGGAGACAUAGGGAAUUCAUGGAGCAACAGGAGAUAAGUGAGCCAUCAUUGCCAUCGAAAAGGAAAAUGUGUGACAUGGCCACCGGUUGUGACAGACAGAGAGACCAAGAAGUUAAUUUUAAGGAACUGAGAACAACAAAAAUGAAACCUGAGCUACUGAGUGGACAUAUCCCCCCUGGCCACAUCCCGAAACCAAUCGUGAUGCCAGACUAUGUGGCGAAAUACCCUAUGAUUCAGACGGAUGAUGAACGAGAACGCUAUAAAGCUGUGUUCCAGGACCAGUUUUCAGAGUACAAAGAGCUCUCUGCAGAAGUUCAAGCCAUCUUGAAGAAGUUUGAUGAGCUGGAUGCAGUGAUGAGCAGAUUGCCGCAUCAUUCAGCAAACCAGCAGGAACAUGAGAGAAUUUCAAGAAUCCAUGAAGAGUUUAAGAAAAAAAGGAAUGAUCCUACAUUUCUGGAAAAAAAAGAACGCUGUGAUUAUCUGAAGAAUAAACUUUCUCACAUAAAGCAAAGGAUUCAAGAAUAUGAUAAAGUAAUGAAUUGGGAUGUACAGGGUUAGUCUUAAAACUUAUUUGAAACCACUUUUUUAUAUCAAGCUUCAUAUUUAUUUACUGUCUUUUUUUAUGCUCGUCUCUGUGAUAGAGAAGCAAUGCCUCCUGAAUCAGCUUGUAGUUGGUUUAGCUGGUAUGUCAAGUUAAAACAGUAUGUGAUUGCAUUUCAGACAUUUCAAAACAAAUUCAAAUUUACUAAGGGCCUUUAUUAAGAGUAGAAGAAAUUCUGGAUUCAUCUGUGUACAAUUUAUAUUUAUCUUGUUAAAAUUGAUUUAAGCAUUGUGUCCUUGUGGUGUGAUGAUCAAGUGGAGUAUCAAUUCUGGUGCUGCUUUUUCCUUUUUUACUUAGGCCAGUUCCUGGGAUUCUUUUAGGACAAACUUCUCUUCCUAGCCAAAGAUGUCAUUUCUGCCCUUGAAAGGGGUUUGAAUUCAACAUUUUGAAGCCUUAUGAUCUUGGGCAAGUUGCUUAAUCUGCCUUUGCCUAUUUCCUCAUCUGUAAAAUGGGGCUAAUCAUAGGACCUACCUCCUAGGGUUGUUAUGAGGAUUAAAUGAGUUAAUAUUCGUAAAGCACUUAGAACAGAGCCUGGCACAUUUGUAAGCACUGCAUUAGUGUUUGUGAACUAUAUAGACGUGUUUGUGGAAUGAAUAAACUACAUAGAAUAAGACUCAAGGAAAGGACCUUAACGAGCAAGUCCAGCCAGCUAACCCAAGGCCAUGGCCUCAUGACUUUCUUUUUUUGUGCUGUAAAUAAAUCUUAACGCACGUCACCUUAAGCAGAUGCUUCCCUGUGGCCCUGUGCCUUCUGGGGUCCAGUGCAGCCUUCUUACCUUUAAUCAGCAUCACUGUGCACAUCUCUCAACGUCCCCACAGCCCAGCCCUUCCUGUAAACCUGGAAUACAAGGAUUGUGUGAAAUUGUUGCCGUUUCUAUCCUGUUUAGAUGUCCAUCCUAAGGCCCCAUGAUGUUGCAUCUGCUUAGACUCUCUCUUUGAUUUAUUGGAAUGCUUCAUUGUCCCAAGAAUUAUCUUGGCUUUGAGGCUUUAUUCAUGAGAAAUGUUUUAUUUUUAUUAAUGUGAACAAGAGACUGCUUUAAAAAUGUUUUUAAAAAUCAUUGUUGGGCUUCCCUGGUGGCGCAGUGGUGGAGAGUCCGCCUGCCGAUGCAGGGGACACGGGUUCGUGCCCCGGUCUGGGAAGAUCCCACAUGCCGCGGAGCGGCUGGGCCCGUGAGCCAUGGCCGCUGAGCCUGCGCGUCCGGAUCCUGUGCUCCACAACGGGAGAGGCCACAACGGUGAGAGGCCCGCGUCCCACAGAAAAAAAAAAAACAAACAUUGUUACUGGUUCCUAUUCAGCAGCAUCUAUCUUGUAGAUAAUUUCCCAGGUGUAGAAAUACAAUUUCUGCUUCAUAUAGUUGCCAUUCAAACAAUUAAUACUGGAGGAAUUUUCUAAGUGAUGAAACCAAAGAAAAGAAUGUGGAAAAGCAAAGGCUUACAAAGUAUUGGUUACUGAAUAAACUUCCUAAUUCUUCUUUGUCAAUGAUAUCUUAUUUAGUGUAUAUUGUUACUGUUUUCAAUCCAUGGUUCUCAGACUAUGCUUAGGGUGCUAAGAGUCUUAAGAGGUGAUACCGAGGAAGGUGUGAGGCUAGCCUCCCUCUGGACCACCCCCCCCAAACUAGAACAGCUACACUUUCUGUUUUACAUAUUGGGACCCCAUGUUAACAUUUCACUUAAGAAGAGUACCCAUGCUUUAAAAAAAAAAGAAAGUUGAAAUAAUACCAUUUUGAUGAACUGUAAAGAGAUUAAUAUUGAAAUGAAGUGUUCAGGAAAUUUGACUUUGUGAAACUUUAUUUUACUACAGUUGUAAAUGUUAAUCUUUGAAAACCUAUGUUGUAAUGCUGAUUUUUACAGUUUUUAUGUGAAUACCUAGGCAUAUUAAAAUUUCAGUCACCUGUUGUUUUGUGUGUGUCCUUUAUUGUUUACUUUUCUAGCGUUCCUGAGUUGACUGGGCAUAUUCUCCAUUAUCAGAAAAUAAACUGGAAAGUCAUUGAAAACUUGUAGAUCAUGAUGCUCAGGUGACUAUUUCCUCCUCCCCCAUUAUAUGCAAGAAUUCAAAGUCAAGGCCACUGUUGGUUUCUUCGGUCUGCCUGCUGUAACCAAGUACCACAAGCUUAAAACAACAGAAAUGUAUUGUCUCACAGUUCUGCAGGCUCGAAGUCUGAAAUCAAGGUGUCAGCAGGGCUAACCUCCCUUGAAGCCUGUAGGGGAAUCCUUCCCAGCUUCUGGUGGUUUGGGCUGUCAGUCUUUGACAUUCCUUGGCUUGUAUACAUAUAGCCCCAAUCCUCCAUCUUCACGUGGCCU
This is a messenger RNA of Physeter macrocephalus (sperm whale), 4120 nucleotides long. It is a transcript of the gene MARVELD2, whose product is annotated as MARVEL domain containing 2. NCBI's taxonomy places the organism in Eukaryota, Metazoa, Chordata, Mammalia, Artiodactyla, Physeteridae. The transcript is spliced from 8 exons. Bases 104 to 1777 code for a protein of 557 amino acids. Gene Ontology annotation, biological process: bicellular tight junction assembly. The record is from RefSeq and is a predicted model, not a curated record. Gene Ontology annotation, cellular component: bicellular tight junction; cytoplasmic vesicle; apical plasma membrane.